CCUGGUGGAAAAGAAAGACAAAUUGCUACUCCCAUUGUUGUAGAAUACAUCGAAUUCCAAAAACUUUCCAAACCCAGCAUUACCGCUUUCGAGAUACAAGUAGCACUAAUGAACGAUGGUGUUUGCAACUUGGAAAAUUUGCCGUCGAAAUCGACUAUGAGCGAUGUGCUCAGGAAAGACUUAAAUUUUACUUUUAAAAAGUUAAAAGUCGUGCCACAAGAGUCCUUAAACGAACAGAAUCGAGUAAAAUCAAUAGAGUACGCGAUGUUAAUGAGCCAAGUUGAUCCAUCGAGGGUACACUUUGAUGAAUCAUCAGUUAAAAGAACGACAGGCAAUCGCCAUUAUGGGCAUGCUAAAAGGGGGAAGCGAGCUGUAGAAGUUAAACGUUACACGUCCAAUUGUAACUACACUAUAAAUUUAUUGCAAAGCAGAUUUGGCAUAACCCACUACAACUUGUUAGGAGCAUCAAAUGGUUUGGAAAUGUUAUAUUUUUUCCACGAAAGCAUGCAAGUUGUAGGUGAGUUUUACGGAAAUCCUGUGUUAGCACAUGGGAACAUUGUCGUAAUAGAUAACUGUCUGUUUCACCACAGACAUUUUGCGGAGGCAGAAUUGCAAAGAAUGCUUGGCCAAACCUCCAUAUUCUCCCGAAUUUAA
Molecule: messenger RNA, 654 nt
Organism: Paramuricea clavata
Lineage: Eukaryota; Metazoa; Cnidaria; Anthozoa; Malacalcyonacea; Plexauridae
Source: the annotation of a GenBank genome assembly